AUGGAUUUGGCGGGAAAACGGUAUCGACGGUAUACCUCCUUGCAUAUUCUACUAUCCUGCUACCAGGAGCAGUUUUUGGACCCGUGAAUCGGUAGACGGUUCCCCCACUGCGCUACCUAUUGCGCAUCUCUAUUGCGCAUAAUGGCGCCUUAUUUCUUUGCACGUCCUAUUAUACCGCUAAGUUCUAACUAUGCAGCAAAAUGAACUCCAUCUAAUACUUAUGAAACUUUAACAAAUUUUUGCACAAUUAAUACUUAACUAUACUGUAUUAUAAUAAAUUAAUACGUCUCUGAUAAUUUUGGGCUUCGAGGUUGACAAUGGAGGCUGAAUUAGCCUUUACACGUAUCAUUAUUCAGAAUUUAACUGUUCCUUCUUAUAAUAAAUUAAUACGUCUCUGAUAAUUUUGGGCUUUGAGGUUGACAAUGGAAGCUGAAUUAUCCUUUAUACGUAUCAUUAUUCCUUCUUAUAAUAAAUUAAUACAUCGUCUCUGAUAAUUUUGGGCUUCGAGGUUGACAAUACAAGCUGAAUGAUAAUGUCGACACCACGAUUAUUGUACAUAUACUUAUUCAGAUAGCUUAUCCUCGAUUUCGAUUACCAAACUUCCUCGCUAACCUGCGAUAUAAUUAAUUCCGCGUGCAUUAAUGGAAAUCGAAUAUAAUACAUAUUACUGCAGCGACAUUACUGUGAUGUCACAGCGAUUUUGUUUUCAUUCUUUUCAUGAUGUCACCCCAAACGUGACAAUCAUAACACUUUCCCCUUCGAAUUUCCUACAUGUUUUGGUCAUACAUUUUACAGCAGCCUUUCGAAUGAAAAUUAACGAUUCCCGUCACAAUAAUCGCUUAGACAUUCAAUCUUUAUUCAGUGAAAUCUGAAAAAUUGUGACACUGUUCUCGAUUAUGCGGAAAGGAAAACCCUGGUGACCCGAAUUUGUCGGUGUGAAAAGUGCAUAAUAAAAAACGUUACGUUAGAACGAAUUAAUGGAGAAGGUGUGGGUUAAAUCGAGUACGAUACGUCGAAGGAAAGAUUUGAUGUGUGUAGCGAAUGUUUAUUGAGGAGGAUCGCGAAGGAAAUAUUAGACUUUCCAGUACACGGAGAAAGUUAUGCUCUAACGAGUCUACAUAGGCGGUAUGCCGCAGACUCGUCUAGAUAAAUAAAAGGUGCACCAGCGAUCGUUGCUUCCAGCUUCGACCCAGUUUUUUCCAUCGACAUGUUGCGCCCCAACAAUGCGUGCUAAUAGAGCAAACCUCUCAUUAGACGCUUAAAUCGAUCGCGUUUCGAUGCUAAAAUCUCAUUUCGCUUUAUCGUUACGCGCUCUGGUAAUCCGUGCCAAUACAUUUCACGCGAGUUAUCGGUUAAUUCAUACUCGGAGAUCGAUGCAUCGCGAACGUUACAAAACAGUCGAGAAAACUGCGUUUCCUCGAAGAAAUUAAUUAACUGUACCACUUAAGGAAGAACGAUUGAAUCACAGAAAUUCUCUACGAUUGUUCGAAGAAGCCCUCGGAUUUUCUAUUCGACGAACAAUGGGGCAAAAGUGACACGAUACCUUUCACGGUUAUAAUUAUCCGGAAUUUAAGCUGACAUUGGGAGGCUGGUCACGAAACGAGAAUUCUCACGAACAGACCCAAUUACAGAUCAGUUCACGUAACGCCUGCUAACCUAGAAAAUAAACUAUGAAACUUCUUCUGACAGCCCGGAGAAAAAACCAGCCGAGGAAAUGUUUCGCGAUGAUGGCGGAUAAGAGGAGCGUCGUGACGCUCAGACUUUUAUCUAGAGACGCUUUCGCUCGCUUGUUUCGAAGCUCACCUAAUUCACAACUUCCUUCUCGAGAAACGCUCUUACUUUCUUCAUCGAUAUACGCUCUGUAACAUCUUGUCACGCGAUAUGAUUCGCUUCGAGAUGAAUGAUUUAAUUCUCAUCGAUUUAGAGUUACCGAUGGCUCGAAAUUAUAGUAGAUUGUUUACUUUUUGUGACCACAGCACUGCUAGCGUUGGACAGUUAGAGUAAACUCUUGUUUCAGAUGAAUGAUUUAAUUCUCAUCGAUUUAGAGUUACCGAUGGCUCGAAAUUAUAGUAGAUUGUUUACUGUUUGUGACCACAGCACUGCUAGCGUUGGACAAUUAGAGUAAACUCUUGUUCGAGUUGAAUGAUCUAAUUCUCAUCGAUGUAGAGUUACUUAUGGCUCGAAAUUAUAGUAGAUUGUUUACUUUUUGUGACCACAGCACUGCUAGCGUUGGACAAUUAGAGUAAACUCUUGUUCGAGAUGAAUGAUCUAAUUCUCAUCGAUUUAGAGUUACUGAUGGCUCGAAAUUAUAGUAGAUUUUACUUUUUGUGACCACAGCACUGCUAGCAUUUGACAAUUACAGUAAACUCUUGUUUUAUCGUCACAAAGCUGUACAUAGAAGAUGGCAAGAGCCAAAGUGUUAAUUUGAUGUACCCCAACGAGGUAAUUGAACAUAGUAAUUCAACCGGUGAUAAUUGUACGCGUGGCGACUCUAAACGCGACUAUUCAAACGUGCCAAGAAUGGCGAUGGAAUUUGUCCAACAUUGUUUUCUCGUGACAAAAAAGCUUAUCCUUCAUACGAGCAAGAAACUCGAUCACCGAAUAAAUUAAUCGUUCCUCGAAUUCCGUGUACCUUUGUCAUCGUUCCAAGAACACCUUUAUCACCAAAACGGAUGUGAACGUUCCGACAGGGUUACGUGUGAAAAUAUUUGUACAAGGAUAUUACGCGAGCAGAAAUGACGCGAUCAUUAGAGGAUCGAUCUCUAAACAUGUUCCCGUUCGUCAUUGUAUGAUGAAAUUGCAAACUUCCUCGAUCGAGAACUUCGAAAAGUGUGUAGGAUUCGGAUGAUCUUUAUUACGCGUGGCUAAAUUAGUCACGAGAGAAGGAUCCUUGACGUUCACUUCGAGUUUGGCAAGAACUUUCACCGGUGCUUGAACAAUUGAACGAAAUUACAGCUUCAAACAGAGAAGUAACGAGAAACUGUUGUAAUAAUUGCGUUUGUUCUUAACGCGUCGGAAAUUUGAGCGACAGAAAGCUUUGGACUUUCGAAGCGUACGUGGUUCGAUUAGGCAUCGAUUUCUUUUGCACGAAUCCUCUUCUAUGUCGUAAUCGAAUCGAAUAUGCUCGCUGACGAUCGACCUCGCUGUUUUCUCUUCAUGCUCCUGUUCAGAGGCACAAUGGCCAGCGUUUAUUUUUUCCUGCGGAAUUAACGGUCGCUUAAUUGCCCGGAAGGAACGAGCAAACCGUGUAAAAUCACCGACGAGUUAAUUGUUCUUCGUCGAUAGGUUCCUCGAAAACAAGAAACUUCUCGCAUUUAUACUUCGCAUUUUCUUAUCGAGCCACGAGUUAGUAUACUUCUCAUGAAUAUUAAACUGUUUGCAAUUUUUUCGUGCUCAGGGGACGUCGGCAAGUUUCGUGGGUGGCAGUUUUCGCUUGGCGUCAGAAAACCUAAGUAGCCCCGAGUAUUGAAUAAAAAAAGCAGCCUCCUAGAAGAUUGAGUUCAUAAUGGGCCGCCUUAUGCGUCGUUUGUCCACGCCAUUGUCAAUUUAACGCGAAACUUUCCACCCGCUUCAAAAAUAAUCAUCUCAACUUUCUUCUACUUUAAUGGAACAGCAUUUUCUUAACCAAAAGAUGCUUCUCGUGUCCGAUUUGCUUCGAGAGUCUCGGAAGAAGUAGCUAAGUUAUUCGCUGUUGAAACCCUUCUAUCGAACGCGUAUACUUCGAAGACUUACAAUUUUUAUUUAACACUAAAACGGUCCACAAGAAUCUUGUUAUAAAUGACACAAUUUGGUGAUUCUUCUGAUAUCUGUAUUGACCUUCAUCAAGAUAAAGAAUCAAUUCGUGUACUAAUUCAUGUUUUGUUGUUUGUUCAUUUGACUCCAUUUUUCGUCUCAGAUUAAGUACGUAUACGCCGGUAGGUUUUUAAGGAAUAGCUUGAGACAAUAAGUCAAGAAUACUUCGAAGAAAUGCGCCAUUUUCUGAACGUAAAAGCCUUACUGUUUCCUCACUGUGCCUCGAUGUUUUACGAAAAGUUUUGUAAAGAAGAAAAGUCGGAUCGAAGGACGACGUAUCCUUUCGAUCGGUCGAUUUUUCCGUUCGAGGAGACAGAGAGAAGAGUCAGGCAACCGGCGUCGAGCUGGUGGGGACACACGAGAGAGUUUUACCUUCCGAAAUGAAACUACUCGGCGGAGAAAGUGAGAGCCGACGUAGCGGACGGUGGGCAACGACGAGCAGGCGACCUGGGCUCCUCGAGACGAGAGGAUAGACAUGGUGUAAGCCCUCCAUCGCGUGGAUCUUCCUUUCAACGGAUCCUCUGGUUGAUCGUGUUCAAAGUGUCUGUAUUAUUUGCUGACCACGAAGAGCCAGAAAUCCUGUUGAAUAAACGAAGAAACAUCGGAAGGACUCUUUCAACUGGAACUUCGACCUUUCUUCAAUUCUUCCGAAGAUCGUUGUGUUCUUUCUGCGAGAAAGAAAGAGAUGAUCCAAGUGCGAAUGCCUCGUGAAGGGUCUUUGGUGGCUGUGACAGAAUGUUGCUAAACGUUUGUAAUCGCGAGAAAAUCGAGUGAGAAUCGCGGUUAAGGAAACAACUCGGUGUUCGUUGUGUUAUGGUUGUGAGGACUGUUCAGGAUAGACGCGGAAGAAGAAGAGGAAGAAGAAGAGACGUUGGCGAAGUAGCCAGUUCCUUUUGAGGAUCUCAUAGAAAUUUGCGAGAACUGGCUUUUGUACUGACCGCAAACGAUGGGUGCAGCUACGUCCUGCCAAUGGUUGCUGCUGGGAAUACUCCUCGUCAUCUCCUCGAAUCGAGCUCAAACGGAGACCUUAGGAUCGAGUAUCAGCAAGUCGGAAACGAUCUACAGCCCCGGUUAUGUCGCGACGAGAGACAACGACGGUAAUCGAACCGAUUUAGCGCCGAAUUCAGCUCGCAAACGUCGAUAUGUCCGAUUUCCGACCGGUCCAGCCGGUUACCUCUUCGAGGGAGGCGGUCCUCCGAUAGGGAGGAACAUCGGUGUCCAUCCUGGAGUACGUUUUCCAUCCUGGAGGCAGCAGAAGGCCCUCUGGAGGAGUCCCAUCUCGGAGUACAGCAGGCCAGUGAUGGGUCAUCGAACGCCACGGUUGAUCUUUCGCGACAACGAUUUUCCUCCGCCGGUGGGUGGCAGCGCACCCUCGUCCUUCUUUCAACAGUCCAAUCACUUGCCAGACUUCGAGGACGACAUCAGAGAUCAUCGAAAGCAAACGCUCGACGAUUACCCUAGGUUAGAGUCAGAAUCGCGUCAACAAAAAAGACCGCUGUGGAAGGGUGACGAUACGUUGUGCGCUGACGGACGAAGCUGCGAAUUUUUUCUAAUGUGCUGGAUGUCCGCUGGCCUAUUGGACGGCAGUUGCGGCGGCAUUAUGUAUGCUUGUUGUCAGCGAAGAGAACCGAAAGGUAGUUCUGAUUAUAACCUGAUUGAGGCACCUAGAGAUCAAUCUCAGCCACUUCCGUUGGAUACUUACACGGAGAACGCCAAUGAUGAUCGCUGCGGCAUACCCGCCUCGAAGCAAACCGCUCAGAGAAGAAUCGUCGGCGGCGACGAAGCGGGUUUUGGCAGUUUCCCAUGGCAGGCGUAUAUUCGAAUUGGAUCCAGUCGAUGCGGUGGCACUCUGGUUAAUCGAUUCCACGUCGUUACCGCUGGACACUGUGUGGCCAAGGCAGCGGCUCGUCAAGUCCAGGUCACCUUGGGCGACUACGUAGUGAAUUCGGCCAGCGAAUCGUUGCCAGCUUACACUUUCGGCGUUAGGGAGAUUCGCGUUCAUCCUUACUUCAAAUUUACGCCUCAGGCUGACAGGUUCGACGUCGCUGUUCUUCGACUGGAUCGACCGGUUCACUACAUGCCUCACAUAGCACCGAUCUGCCUUCCCGAAAAGAACGAGGACUUCUUGGGUCAAUACGGUUGGGCUGCCGGAUGGGGUGCACUGCAGGCUGGAUCGAGAUUGCGUCCAAAGACCCUUCAAGCGGUGGACGUACCUGUAAUAGACAACCGAGUUUGCGAGAGGUGGCAUCGUUCGAACGGCAUCAAUGUCGUCAUUUACGACGAGAUGAUGUGCGCUGGCUACCGUGGCGGUGGCAAGGACUCCUGCCAAGGUGACAGCGGAGGGCCUCUGAUGUUGGAGAAGACAGGACGGUGGUACCUGAUAGGCAUCGUUUCGGCGGGAUACUCGUGUGCCCAACCGGGUCAACCAGGAAUUUAUCACCGCGUCGCUAAAACGGUCGACUGGAUAACGUACGUGAUCAAUUCGUAGCAGAAGGCGAUUAUCGAAGACAGAAACUUUGCAUGAAACAAAGUUCGUGACACGUUACUCGAUUCGAUUGUCGCGAAGGUACGGUGCGCGGUGGGACAGAAAUUCAGCCAUUCCGUGCUCGAAGGUUGUAAAUAUUGUAGCAAUAAAAGAAUGUGGUUUCGAAUGUUAAGGAACAGACGAUUUUCUCGUCCGGAGCGAAAGAAUCGUUCAAGAAACGCCUCGAUUGUUAAUAAAUAUAUUUUUUUACGGAAGGACCGAGUCACUUGUAUAAUUGCUUCUUCGUCGAUCACCGAGGCGCUCGAGUAAUAAAAUUCCUCCUCAAAGUUACUCUUCGCCUCGGUUCUCGACGUACGAUACGAACAGCGUCGACGUGAAUAUUUUGUACAUCAAGUGCGUGUGAUAUUCGUUUGUAUUCGCGCUUAAUAAAUAUUCGAUUUCUAUUUUACAACGUGUGUACAUUUAUUUCGAAACAAAUGGCAUUCGGGAAACCUUCAACAGCCAUAACUGCGUUAACAAACAAUAUCUUUAUAUUUUCUCUAAAUACAAAGGAACGGUACAGAAAUUUCUCAACUAUCGUUUGCUAUCGUAGCCAGCGAUUUUGUUAUAAAUUUCGACAAAGUCGUUUUGAUCUUAAGCUUCGAUAAGUGGCGCAAGUACUAGUUUGUCAAGGAAGAUUCAUAGGACGAUGGGUUGCGAAAAAACAAGUCAUUUCCAUUAAAAACAUACUUUGUUAUUAGACAACCGCUAUAUCUCAACGCAAGCUUAGCGUCGCAAAUAGUAGAACAACGCGUUUCUUUUUAAGUAUGUGUUUCCAUUGCGUAAUAUAAGUACACAUUGAUCUCGUUGCCCGUUUCAACGAUAAAUAACAGCGACAACCGAAUAAUUUCCGCUUGCUCGAAUGAUAAACGCGUCGAACCGUCGAGGCUCGAUUAAGUAUGAUGCGUUGGGAUAAACUAUUUAGUA
Molecule: messenger RNA, 7243 nt
Organism: Megachile rotundata (alfalfa leafcutting bee)
Lineage: Eukaryota; Metazoa; Arthropoda; Insecta; Hymenoptera; Megachilidae
Product: venom protease
Biological process (GO): proteolysis
Molecular function (GO): serine-type endopeptidase activity
Source: RefSeq, a predicted model, not a curated record